Messenger RNA from Cotesia congregata, 1071 nucleotides. The record is from the annotation of a GenBank genome assembly. Lineage: Eukaryota; Metazoa; Arthropoda; Insecta; Hymenoptera; Braconidae.
AUGGCCGGGGCGCUGUCCGAGAACGCCCCGAGACCGGUGAGCGUCGUCACCGUUGACGGAGGCACCCCGCAGACCGUCGAGCCGCCACCAGAGACCACGAUCCAGGAAAACUCCAACGCUAAUGGAGUCAGAUGCUUCGCCUCGACUGAGGCGCAGACAGACAUGGGAUUAACUUCUCGGGUCGAGGGGAUUAAUCCGGGGUGCGAUGAUCUCAGAGACGCCAGGAGAAGGGAGAGACGGGUGAGAAGACACCACCGCAGGGCCAUGAGGAGCUGCUCCAUGCCUCCGACAUAUCCCGGGGGACCUGGAUGUGUUCAAGCUAAUGCAGGUGUUGGAACUGCGCCAGGAAUGCCGCUAGUGCCGCCCGUGGGUGGGUAUCUACACCCCCCGCCGCCACACCUGGGUCUGAGGGGGCUCAGCUUGGGUCUGCCGUUUCCGGUGCCGGCCAGUGUGUCCGCCUUUGGCAGAGACGCAGUGCCGAAGCAGUGUUGCGGACUCGGCUCGCCUCCCGUUCGCUGGUCCAUUCUCGGCGUGGGCAUUGUGGGUCUUGUUUGUGCAGCUGCGGGGGCUCUACUUGGCGCCCUCAGGGCAACCGGUCGCGACCACAUCGCCGUAUCACUUCUCAUGAUUGGUAUAGGAGUGGUCUUGCUGACGGUGAGCGGAGUCGCCUGGCGAGUGACCAGCCGAGAAAAUUGCGGCAGCUUCUUCGGUUUCACGGGCAUCUCCGCGAGGAUUCCACCGGCGAGGCCGAUGCAUCCAUACGCGGCCAUGAUCUAUCCGGAAUUCCAGUUCAGAACACCACCGCCGAGUUACCAGGCCAGUAUGCAGGAGUACAGACUGCGAUUGCUGCUGCUGGACAGACUUCAACCUACCUCCUCACCACCUCCGACCUACAGAUCUAACGCCGCGAGCAUAAUCGCGCCUUGUACAACUCGGGAGAGCCGACCUCCGAGUUACUGCGGCCGCGGAAACGUCACGCCAAAUGCGACCCUGGCACCCUCGACUAAAAAGGACGCGAACCUCGUGAGGAUCGUCCAAACGGAGUCUGAACCGUUGAGUGUAAUCGUUUGA